UCUCGAAUCGACGCCCAGUUUCGCGAGGGUUUCGGUCUCGGGCUGAAGUCCCCAACCAAAACCCUCCUUCCUCGUUCUGCUACUGCUACCGACCAGAACGCUCACUGCUCUCCUGCAGGCGCUCCUUUUCUAACUCCACUAACCCUCAGGAUCACCGGAAUCGAUGAGCAGUUGGCGGGCGCUUCUUCUUCGGGUGGGCGAUAAGUGCCCAGAGUACGGAGGCUCAGUCGACUACAAAGACCACAUAGAAACAUGUCACAGUAUGCUCUCGCGAGAAUUUGAUCACUCUAAAGAUGAAAUACUUGAGCUUCUUCUUCAGUGUGCUGAACAGUUGCCACAUAAAAUUCCAUUUUAUUCAGUAUUGGUUGGCCUCAUAAAUUUAGAGAAUGAAGAUUUUGGAAAGGAUGUCGUAGAUGCCAUCCACUCUAAACUACAAGAUGCUUUGUUGUCAGAAAAUUGUGACAAAAUCCGCAUAUCCUUGAGGUUUUUGACAGCACUGAUGUGUAGCAAGCUUGUCCUCCCUAGUUCUGUUAUUGAAGUCUUUGAGACACUUCUAUCCUCUGCUCUGUUAACUAUAGAUGAGGAGGCUGGUAAUCUGUCUUGGCAGCCAUGUGCCGACUUCUAUGUCACCUGCAUUUUGUCCAGUCUUCCAUGGGGAGGCACAGAAUUGAUAGAGCAAGUGCCAGAGGAGUUUGAUCGAGUCAUUGUUCAGAUACAAUCUUAUUUAUUGGUCAGGAAGCGCUCGUAUGAUAAUAGUUUCACUGCAUUUGAGAAUGAUGGAGACAAAUCUGUCACUGAAAAGGAUUUUCUAGAAGAUUUAUGGGAUCGUAUACAAGCUCUUUCCUCUAAUGGAUGGAAGGUUGAUAGUGUUCCAAGGCCUCAUCUAUCCUUUGAAGAGCAAUUGGUCACUGGAAAAUCUUACAGUCUUCCUCAUAUCAGCUGUCCAAAGCAAUCUGCAACUUCACAGUCUACAAUAUCCAGAGAAAAAGAUAAUUAUGAAGUCAAGCUGAAGUAUCCUCAAAGGCUCCGUCGACUUCACAUAUUCCCUUCAAGCAAAACUGAGCAUAUACAGCCUAUUGACCGGUUCAUUGUGGAAGAGUAUUUGUUAGAUGUGCUGCUUUUCUUCAACGGAUGCCGGAAGGAAUGUGCUUCAUACAUGGCCAGCUUGCCUGUAUCAUUCCGCUAUGAAUAUCUGAUGGCAGAAACUAUAUUCUCUCAGCUAAUGUUUCUUCCUCAGCCGCCAUUUAGGCCCAUCUAUUACACGUUGGUAAUCAUUGAUCUGUGCAAGGCCUUACCUGGUGCAUUUCCUGCUGUUGUGGCUGGAGCUGUUCGUGCCCUUUUUGAUAGAAUUGCUGAUCUCGAUAUGGAAUGUCGCACUAGACUGAUUCUAUGGUUUUCUCAUCAUUUGUCAAACUUUCAGUACUUUUGGCCUUGGGAAGAAUGGGCUCAUGUUAAAGAUCUUCCAAGAUGGGCGCCACAGAGAGUAUUUGUACAAGAAGUGUUAGAAAGGGAAGUUCGUUUGUCAUACUGGGAUAAAAUCAAGCAGAGCAUUGAGAAUGCAUCUGCACUUGAGGAAUUGCUUCCACCAAAGAGUGGACCCAACUUCAAGUACAAUUCUGAAGACGAUCAAGGUUAUGCUCUUUCUAGAGAGUUGCGCAUCAUGAUUAGGGGAAGGAAGACAGCUCGUGAAAUCAGUCCAUGGGUUGAGGAAAAUAUAAUUAAAGUUCAUGGGCCCAAGUUUGCACUUGAAGUUGUUAUUCAGACCCUUCUGGAUAUUGGUUCAAAAAGUUUCACACAUCUUAUAACUGUGUUAGAAAGAUAUGGCCAAGUCAUCACAAAGUUAUGUGCUACUCAGGAUAUGCAAGUUUUGUUAAUAGAUGAAGUGAGUUCCUAUUGGAAGAACAGUACGCAGAUGACUGCUAUUGCCAUUGAUCGCAUGAUGGGUUAUCGGCUUAUCUGCAAUUUGGCUAUCAUUAAUUGGGUCUUUUCUUUACCUAAUAUUGAGCAAUUUCAUGUUUCAGAUCGUCCAUGGGAGGUAACCCAUAGUACAUUUUUCAAAAUUUAACUUUUGGGCAUUUCC
Molecule: messenger RNA, 2080 nt
Organism: Zingiber officinale
Lineage: Eukaryota; Viridiplantae; Streptophyta; Magnoliopsida; Zingiberales; Zingiberaceae
Product: nuclear cap-binding protein subunit 1-like
Exons: 15
Coding region: 164-2065 (633 amino acids)
Biological process (GO): mRNA export from nucleus; nuclear-transcribed mRNA catabolic process, nonsense-mediated decay
Cellular component (GO): nucleus; nuclear cap binding complex
Molecular function (GO): protein binding; mRNA binding; RNA cap binding
Source: RefSeq, a predicted model, not a curated record